CUGCCGCCGCCCGUCGUGCCAGCUCUAGCGUAACUUUUCCGGGCAACAAGCAGGGCCGCUUCUUCUCGACAACCCCUCAUGGUGUUGUUGGAAAAAAGAUGGAUGUAGUAGAUGUCCCUCUAUCUUCUACUACAUCCACUUUGAUGUCAACUAGUCACUCUCCGAAGAGCCAGCGCAUGGAUCCGAUGCUACGUACUCGUGUAGAUGCAGUGAAAAAGUAUAUUCAAGGCGUGGAGAUGCAGAUGAACGAGAUGAAAUCGCAGUCGUCCUCUGAAACUUCUGAAAGGCGGGUUAAAAACGUUUAUUCUUGCGACCCUGUUGUCCAUUGCUGGCAGCCGGGGCGCAUGUCUGUCGAGCAAUUAGUACGGACCCAACCUCCAGAGGUUGUAAAGCGCGAAUUGCUUAAGCGUGGUCGUGGGAUGAACGCGCGCAGUGCUUCUGGGAAAAGUGCGAAUAGUGGAAGUGCGUCAGCUUCCGUGGAUGAUGAAGCAGAGUUCCUAGAGGAGUUAGAGUGCAUUAUCCGGCACAUUGAGCAUCGCGACCGAAUCUUUUACUGGAGAUGGUUUUCCCGUGAUGUGUCGUCGUUUUUGCCGGUAUUGGCUGGCGCGGCAGCGGGAGGCUAUAUGGCGAAGCAGGCAUUAAAAAGUAUGAGGGAGUCGUCGAGCUGCGACAAGGAUUCUUGCGAGGUUUCUUGUAAGGAACGAGUCGGAUCCCGCACAUCGCCUUCUUCUGUCUCAACAUCUGGUGGCAACUCUUCUUCUAUCGAAUUCAUUGGUGGCGACUUCCCAUGGCACCUAGAACUUCCCAUGGCACCUAGAUGAUCAAUCACGCACCUAGAAGAUGAUCAAUCACGUUCAAUGAAGAUCCCUGUGGCGAUGGCAUACUACACUCAGUUGUAGAACAGCGGCUGCGUCGCAGAGAGUGCCUUUCCUGGGGCAUUGUACGCUGGAAAGUGACGGACGUGGUCACUGCUCAUCAAGGUCUGGAUCAACUGUCGGACGUUCUGAUGACUGGCUGGUUAGACGAUCUCAGUUAGUAACUUCGUUUACUAGUUUAUAUUCAUCAUCGUUAAAAAUAGCUUCAUUCUCUCACUUUCGCUGUAUUCUGCUUUUUCUCGUUGUAAAAACUCAGCUUCAACAUUGCCCACUCUGUGGAGUCAACGCAGACCUUCAUGCGAGCAUUUGACUGAUUCAUUGAUUGAUCCUCGAUUGAAUGAACCUGGACGAGUAACAGUACACUUGUUUAUACUUCGUUUUGGACAGACAUGAUUUUUAUUUCGUUGCAUUAUGAAAAAAAUGAACAGGCGAAAGCGAAUGUAACAUCUGAUUGGACUUCCUUGGAUAACGCACACCUUUUUAUGCACAGCAAUAAAUCACCCCAUUCAUCUAUCUUCUCAUCAAAAACUUUACCGUUUUCCAGCCCUGCACUAGGUCUAGGGGUUCCCAUGCUGAUUCCUGAUACAAAAGAUUGAGGAUGUCAUUGUCAG
Molecule: messenger RNA, 1486 nt
Organism: Amoebophrya sp. A25
Lineage: Eukaryota; Dinophyceae; Syndiniales; Amoebophryaceae
Source: the annotation of a GenBank genome assembly